Molecule: messenger RNA, 4008 nt
Organism: Vairimorpha ceranae
Lineage: Eukaryota; Fungi; Microsporidia; Nosematidae
Product: dna-directed rna polymerase subunit alpha
Exons: 1
Coding region: 1-4008 (1335 amino acids)
Biological process (GO): DNA-templated transcription
Molecular function (GO): DNA binding; DNA-directed RNA polymerase activity
Source: RefSeq, a predicted model, not a curated record
AUGAACAAAGAUAAAUUUUUAGUAAAAAAUAAAAUAAAUAAAAUAUCAUUUAGUUUAUUAUCUUCAGAAGAAAUUGAAAAAAUAUCGGUGCAUACACUAACUACUAAAGAUCUUUAUGAUGCAACUACAAAGUUGCCAAUGCCAAAUGGGCCUUUAGAUAGAAGACUUGGUAUAAGCAAUAAAAAGGAUACGUGUUUUACGUGUGGAGAAAAUAUAAUUAAUUGUUUAGGGCAUUUUGGAAAUGUAAAACUAGUACUUCCUGUUUUUAAUAUAGGUCUAAUUAAGCAAACUUUAUCUAUUUUAUCUUGUGUGUGUAAGACAUGUGGAAGAUUGCUUCUUUCUGAUAAAAAGAAAAUUUUAUACAAGGAUAUGAUUAGAGAGACAGCAAAUAGAAAUGAUUUGGUGUUGAUACAAAGGAAAAUAGUUUUAGAAUGUAAAAAAAUGACAAAAUGUGUAUUAUGUCACGCUUAUAAUGGAACAAUAAAAAAAGGUACAGGAUUUAAAAUUUUGCACGAAAUUGAAGUUGUAGAAUUGAAAAAUAGCGAUACUAAUAAAUUACGGACAGAAGAAAUAACAGGGUUUGAUUUAGGAGCUACAAGUGAAAAUAAAAAUACAACGAAUUCUAAAGCGAGACGAGAUAAAAAAAAUACUUUUAAGAAGUGCAUAGAUAUAAAUCCGCAAAUGGCACUUAAUAUAUUUUCACUGAUAAAAUCUGAGGAUUACGAAUUUCUUGGUUUAGAGGAUUCUCCUGUAAAAUUUAUCAUUCAAAAUAUUAUCGUUCCGCCGGCGUGCAUAAGACCGAGUGUUGGAAUGGCAGAAAAAGACAGUACAAAUGAAGAUGAUCUUACUAUUAAAAUAUCAGAAAUUAUUCAUACGAAUGAGGUAUUAAAAGAAAGUAUUGAUAGGGGCAAUUCUAUAAAUAUAAUUAAUGAUGAUUGGGAAUCAUUACAACUUCAGUGUGCUUUAAUGGUUAAUUCCGAUUUACCACAAAUAAAUGUGCAAUCACAACCAAUUAAAGGUAUUGUACAAAGAUUAAAAGGCAAAAGUGGAAGAUUUAGAUGUAAUUUAAGUGGUAAACGUGUGGAUUUUAGUGGUAGAACGGUUAUUUCACCAAAUCCUAAUCUUUCUAUUGAUCAAGUAGAUGUACCAGAAUUUAUGGCGAAAAUAUUAACGAUUCCAGAAAAGGUUACCAAAUUUAAUAAAUCAAGAUUGCAAAAUUUAGUUAAAAAUGGACCAAAAAGUUAUCCAGGAGCCAACUAUGUCAUAGGCUCUAAAUAUAAAAAGUUUUUACUUUAUGGUGGUAGAGAUGAAGAAUUAAAUGAAGGUGAUGUAGUGGAAAGACAUUUAGUAAAUGGUGAUGUAGUUUUAUUUAAUAGACAACCUUCUUUACAUAGAAUGAGCAUUAUGUCCCAUUUUGUAAAUAUUCAUAAAAAUAAAACUUUACGAUUUAACGAAUGCGUGUGUGCACCCUAUAAUGCGGAUUUUGACGGCGAUGAAAUGAAUAUUCAUGUACCACAAACAGUAGAAGCUAUUUCGGAGUGUAUUGAAUUAAUGGGUGUAAAAGAAAACAUUGUUACUGCAAGACAUGGAGAGCCUUUGAUUGCGGCCACUCAAGAUUUUAUUACAGCUUUAUAUCUUAUUACUUCAAGAGAUACAUUUUUUAAUCGCCAAAAAUUUGGUCAACUUUUGUCAUGUUUUUGUGAAACAAGAAUAAAAAUAACACCAGCUAUUGUACAACCUAUUGAAUUAUUUACAGGAAAGCAAUUAGUAGAAGCUAUGAUUCAUAGCAGUUUAAAAAAGAAAUCUGAUGUUUUUAAACUUAAUUUAAAAACUAAAAAUAGAUCAUUUACAAAUUUAUGGCAUGUAAAUGACGGGUUUUUUGUUAUUAAAAACGGUAAUUAUAUGUUCGGUCGCAUUGAUAAAAAUAUUGUAGGUGGAGAAUCAAAAUGUAAUAGUUUACUUUAUGAAUUAUUAAAAAUUGAUAAACUAUCUGCAUCUGCAAUGAUGUUUAAUAUAACGAGAAUUGCUUCUCGUUAUUUAGGAGAAGUAGGGUUUAGUAUUGGCCUUGUUGAUGUAUUACCCGGUUCAUUAUUACAGAAAAAGAAGACAGAAGUAGUGCAUAAAGGAUAUGAAAAGUGUAAAGAAAUAAUAAAAGAAAAUGAUGAAAAAAGCAAAGAAACGGCAGAAAUGGAAAUUUCUUUUACAUUAAAUAAAAUUAGGGAGGAGUGUGGGUCAAUUUGUAUAAAUGAACUAAGUUAUUACAAUUCUCCAAUUAUUAUGCAAGCAUGUGGUAGUAAAGGUUCUAAAAUUAAUGUUUCACAAAUGAUAGCCUGUGUAGGACAGCAAAUAAUAAGUGGAAAACGUAUACCGAAUGGUAUGUUAAAUCGUACACUUCCCCAUUUUGCUAAAUUUAGCAUAACACCAGAGUCAAAAGGAUUUGUAGAAAAUUCAUUUUUUACAGGAAUGACACCAACGGAGUUCUUUUUUCACGCUGUAAGUGGUAGGGAAGGUUUGGUUGAUACAGCUGUUAAGACUGCCGAGACGGGAUACACGCAGAGAAGGCUUAUGAAAGCAUUAGAAGAUUUAAAUGUAAAAUAUGAUUAUAGUGUAAGAUCCUCAUUUAAUGAGAUUAUACAAUUUAAAUAUGGUGAUGAUGGUAUUGAUCCAAUUAUUAUGGAAUGUGAUGAUUUUAUAGACCUUGAAAAAGUUUACAUUGCUGUAGAAACAAAAUUGGAAGAAUAUAAAAAUUUAUGUGAAAUUUCUCUACAUUCUCUAGAUACUAUAGAGAAUAUGGUUAUGUCAUAUUGUAAUGAUUUAAGACAAGAUUUAUUUAUUCGGCAAUAUGGUCUUAGUAUUUUAAAUCAGAAUUUUAUUGAUUCUAUAGUAGAUUUUUUUAGAUUAAAAUCUGAUAACAAAAUUUAUUGUGAUGGAAGAUUUAUUAGGAUUUUUUAUACCAGAGAAUUUUUUAAUUUGUUUUUUGAUUUAAUAAAACAAAAAAUUAAAAACUGUUUAAUAGAGCCUGGUACGGCAGUCGGUGCUAUUGCUGGACAGAGUAUUGGUGAACCUGGUACACAGAUGACACUUAAAACGUUUCAUUUUGCCGGUGUAGCUAGUAUGAAUAUUACAUUAGGAGUUCCUAGAUUAAUAGAAAUUAUCAAUGCAGUUGUAAAUAUUAAUACACCCAUUAUAAAUGUAUCCUUAGAUAAAAAUGAUUUACUUAAUGCACAAAUUGUAAAAGGAAGAGUCUUAAAAGUGUUAUUUAAAGACAUUUGUAAUCAUGUCACAGACUCGGUUUGUAAAGAUGGAAUAUUUAUAGAUUUUAAAAUUGACUUAAAUCUUAUAAAUAAAUUACGUUUACAAAUAGAUAUGAAAUCUAUAAAACAGAAUUUAAAUAUAACAGAACAAAUUACUAUUAUAAAUGAAGAUACAUUGCGAGUUAAUUUGAAAAAUAGUAUAAAUCAUGCUAUUUACAAUUUACAAAAAUUAAAAAAGAAGAUUAUGAAUACAAAGAUAAAUGGAUUAUCUUCAGUUAAUAAAGUUUUAAUUCACAAUGACAAAGGAAUGUUUAAAUGUAUAAUUGAAGGAUACGGUUUGCAGUCAAUAUUAGGACUUAAAGGUGUUGAUUAUACAACUACGACUAGUAAUGCUAUUUUAGAGAUUCAAGAAGUAUUAGGAAUCGAGGCUGCUCGUGCGCAUAUUAUUAGUGAGAUUGAAUACGUUGUGGGGAAGCAUGGCAUUAAAAUUGAUCCUAGACAUGUAAUGUUAUUAGCAGAUACAAUGACUUAUAAAGGCGAAGUGCUAGGAAUUACUAGGUUUGGUAUAUCAAAGAUGUCAUGUAGUACACUUAUGUUAGCUUCAUUUGAGCAAACUAGUGAGCAUUUGUUCGAGGCUGCAAUACGAAGUCGAUCUGAUGAAGUUAAGGGGGUGAGCGAAUCUAUAAUAUUAGGUAAGAAUAUAGGAAUAGGGACAGGAGAAGUUCAAUUAUUUUGGAAUGACAACAAAUUGUGA